AUGUUUUUUACUAUAACAAUUGCUAUUUCUUUUGCAUUUUUUAUAUUUAUUUAUAUGUACCUGAGAUGGAUUGUAUCAAAAAUACUAGCGAGAACAUUCUCUUGUUAUCAAGUAAAAUUAGGGAAAUGCGGAUUACUGUAUAUAUCACAUUUAAAAUUGAUUUAUAUUGAUGGUUUGUCGGUUGAGAUAGAUAAUCUUCGUAUUGGAAGUUCAUUAAUUAGUACUUCUUAUAAAAAACCAAUCUCAUUUGUUGUUGAUGAUCUUAGAAUUGAGGGCACUCCAAAUGUUACUUUAAAAUCUCUUAAUUUAUUACGAGGAAAAAAAGACGGGAAUAAUGAAAAUUCUUCAUUAAAAAGAUUUUUCCAAUAUGUUCAAUAUUUUGGAAUAUUUAUCAAAACAGCAAAUUUUGUUUUCUUGGAUAUUGUACCGCAAUGUUUAUUACACUUAACUUUUGAACAAUUAUAUAUUGAAACAUAUCUAGAAAGAGAUGGCUUACAAGUAGAUUGUACUUCUAAAUUAAUUCAACAAAAAUUGCUUUUACGUAAUCAAAUUGCUGGGGCUACCUCAUUAAUGGAAUUGUCAUUGGCAUCUUCAUUAUCUUUUGAUUUUGCGCCUGAUUAUGAAAAAAUGAAGAAUGUCUCGAUGUCUUUAGAUAAUCCUUCUAUUUAUUUUAGCGAAGCUUUGGUUGAGUAUGUCAAGGUUAAUAUGCCAGAACAAUCACCAGUUAAUGAGGACAAUGAUAUACAGAAAGUAGAAAAAAAUGUUCCAUUUAUUAAAAUGAAUAUUGAUAAUUUAAUUGUGGAAUACAAAACGUCAAUGGAAAGGACGUUAAUGUUAAAUUUGAAGAAAAUAACUUCAGAAAUUGAUUGGAAACACCUAAAAUUAGCAAUAGAUUUUAAAGAUUUUUGUAUUAAAGAACAUACAGGGGUUUCUCAUUUUAAAUGUGGUUCAUUUUGUGUAUUAUCAUCAAGUAAACCUACAAAUUCUAGUAAUGAAGCGCAAUGGAUUGAAGUAGUAGUUUUUAAUCCAUUAUUAAUACUAGAUCAAAAUGAUUUAAUGUGGUGGAUAGAUUAUGGAAAAAAAUUAGACUUACAAAAUAUUUUUUGUGCAAAUGGUGAUGAAUCAAUGUAUGGUUUUAAUGAUGAAUUCACAUGUGAUGGUGUUAGAAUUUCUCCUCUAGAAAAAAAGUCAAAAAAUUUAAUCUAUUUAAAUUUUGAAGUUAAUACUAUGAGUAUUUUAUUAAGAAAUUCAACAAAAGGUAACGUAGAUCUUAUUUUUGGUAUUGAAUUGAUAACAUUUGUUGGAGAUAGUAAAUUUAAAUGUAUUGAAUUAGGAAUUGAGUCUCUUUGGAGUCAUCGUUGUUUAAGUAAAACUUUUGAUUUAACACAAUUUCAAAAUAUGCGAUUUAAUCCUAUUCAUCAUGUUUGGGGUACAAUUAUUGCUCUUGGAGCUGGUUUAGGACAAUUCAAAAAAAUAAAUGGUCAAAAAAUUUUACAAUUUCAACUAGAAGAUUUACAACUUGAAUGGGAGAAAACGGUAGUUGAAGAGUUAGCAACUUUUAUUAAAAACUUAAUUGAAUCAUUUAAAGAUAAAAAAACAGAUUUAGAUAGAUCAGAUUCAUGGUCAGCUGUUGGGUCUGAUGACGCCUCUGAAUCCUAUGGUAUAAAACCUUUUAUUCUGCAAUUUUCAUUAAAAAAUCUCGCUAUAUUCUUUAAUGCUAAACAAAGUGCAUUUCUUGCUGUUAAUGUUGAUUCAUUUCGUUGUGACUAUAAAAAUUUACCUCAAAAAAAUCUUGAUCUUAAAAUAGAAAGCAUAAGAUUAGGAGUUUCUGAAUUAAAAACAUCAAAUAUAAUUAUAGACUGGUAUAAAUAUGAAGAAAUUUCUAUAGAUAUAUGUGGUAUGUGUGAUAGUCUUGAAAUUCACUAUAUCUCUGGAAAGCAAAGAGAUUUAUUUAUAAAAGCUAAUUCAAGUUUCAAUAUCACAUGGUCUCCAUUUCUUUAUGUGGUAUUUUAUGAAGUAUAUAGUUUAUGUAGAAAACUUUUCAAUGAAAAUUUUGUUAAUGAACAAAAAAUGGAAUCUAUUCCCUUAACUCCAUUAACCAUUAACAUUUUAUCUUUAAAAAUGGUUGAAAUUUGUUAUAAAUUACCUAGAGAACAUAUUAUGCAAUGGAGAGUUCCAUCUAUUUAUUUUCAAAAAAGGCAUGAUGAGAUGUCAAUUAGCUCUCCAGAAUUUAACAUUAUCAUGGAUUCUCAUCCAAUUUUUCAUUUUGAACAUCCUCUUAUACAAAUGAUAUUAAAUGAGCCAGAGAUGUUUGCUAUCAGACAGGGAAUGGAAUCAUUACAUACAAAAACCAACAAAACUUGGUUAUGGUCUGCUGAGUUAGCAUCAGCAAUUUUCCCCUAUGAAUACAAUUUUGCUUCUGCAUACGAAGAAGUUAUAAAUUCUAUAAAAUGGAUGAAAAAAGUUCAUAAUCAUGUCCCAAAACCAUUUCUUGAAAGUUCUCCACUCCCAUCUGAUGUAAAAAUUUCAAUAAAAAAAUUUAAUUUUCAAAUGAAUGAUGAUCCUUUUGAAAUUAGAUUACAGGCAAAUUAUGAAUUAAUGGUUGAUGAAGCUUAUGAAUCUGAAAGAAGAAGAAGAGUUAUGGAAGAAAAAAUAAGUGAGGGUGGUAAACAAUUUGAUGGUGAAAUUGGUCAAAAUUUAAUUGAAGAAUUAUAUACAAAUUUGAGGAGAAAAAAUUGUCAGAUAUAUAUAGAUAGAUGUAAAAAAAUGGAUGUUUUGAGAAAUCAACUUUUUUAUUGGACAAUAACUGAUUUAUGUAUAAGAGCAUUUGCUGAUAUUUCUUUACAUGGAAAAGAUAAUGUUAUAAAAUUAAUGAGAAAAUUUAAUCCAGAAACUAAUGCACCAUUAGAAGAUAUGAAAUUUUCAACUAUGUGGGCAAGAGAAAUUGAGAUGGAUUUUAAUGAAUGGAAUAUGAAUUUUAGAGAUUAUCCUUUAGAAUAUUGUGUAAUAAAGGAUGCACAUUUUUUUGGUAGAUUUGCUGCAGCAGAAAAUUGUCCUGGUGGUAGAAGUAUACGAAAUACCUAUAUUACUUUACCUGAACCAUGGGGUAUUUAUGAACUUGAAAGAAAUAUGUGUCCAUUAAAAUUUUAUUAUGAUUUAUUUGCUGAUGUUAAUUAUUGUAAUAUAACAUAUGGACCCUGUUGGGAACCAUGUUUAUCAAUGAUUUCUCUUUGUUUUAACAAUAUAAAUCCACCUAGUCGUGAUCCUUCUCCUAAUAUGCCAUUUUGGGAUAAAAUAAGACUUCUUCAUCAUGGAAGAUUUAGUAUGUUAUGUAAAAAAUAUAUUGCUCGAAUGUUAGCCUCAACUGAUCCUUACAAUUCAACUGAAUUUAUUGAAAUAGUAUGGAAUGAUUUUGAAUUUGAUUGGACAACCGGUCAAUUUAGAAUUAAAAGUGAUGUUGAGGCAUUUGUUAGAACAGCUAGCAAGUAUGAUGAUAGUAGAAUAUUAAAUUUACCUGGUUUUAAGUUUGAAGUCCAGUUACGUUUUAUAUGUACUGCAAAUGCAUUUGAUCAUCAUUCUGUUACACCAUGUGCACCAAAUAAAUUACCUGAUUGUUCCACAAAUCAUGAACAUGAUUCUUAUAGAGCUUUUAGAAGUCAUCAUAUCAAUGCUGUAAUACAUUUUGAUGUUAAAAAUGAUCAAGAUUCUCCAGAAAGAAACAUUCCACAAAUUCUUCUUUAUGCAAAUACUUUUAAAUGGUUUGAUUUUAUGAAAAAUACUUUAACAACUGUAAAUAAACCUAUAAAAAGAGGACAAUUAUUUAGUAAUGGAAAAUUAAAUAGAAAGUUUCAAUUAUCAAGACAUUUCAAAGAUGUACAUUUACGUAUAUCUUUACCUCGAGUUAUGAUAUCAUACUGGAUGUCAUGUAGUUCAAAUUAUGGUUUUAGAAUGAUAACAAAUUCUUUACAUUUAACGGCAGAUCUCCAAUUAUUACAUUUAAAAAAUAAGGAUAAUGAAAAUAUGAUAAAAAGACAAAGAAUUACUUGGAAAUUAAAUCAUAUGUCUGCUUCUUUAGAAAGAGCUCAUAUUCAUUUAUAUGGAGAUUCAUCAAAACCUGAAUCUGUAAAUGAAAUGAAUGAUUCUGAUGAUAGUUUUUUUCUUGGUAUGUCAAGAAUAAAUUAUAUAAGAGAAAAUAUCUAUGAAGGUACACCUAAUUUAUCUAGAAGAAAUAUUAAAGAUCCUCAUCAUUUACAAUAUGCUAAUCAUAGAUUAACAAUUCAAGAUGUUCGUGCUUCCUGGACAAUGGAAAAUCGUGAUACAUGUUUUGUUAUAGCUGAUGGUGUACAGAAAGCACAUAUAUUAAGAAAAGUUUUAAGUACUGAUGCUUUAAAAAAUUGGAUGUUUAAUAGUAGUAGUAAAUUAGAAUCACCUAAAGAAUCAGAUAAAAGUACACAUAAAAAAUUUAUAAAAGAAGAAAAAAAUCGUAAAAAUAAUAUUAGUAGAAUGAAGUCAUCCUCAUUUGAAUCAAGAGAUAAUGAAGCAACAGAAAUGUUAUGGAAACUUGUUGAUGAGGCUGAGACAAAAUUUGUUGCUUGGCAUGAGAAUACCGUUGAUCCACCAUCAAAUUCAUUAUAUGGUGUUGCUUUAUGUACUAAAGAUGAUAUUUUUAUGCAUAAUUGGCAAAUUGAUUUAUUAAAUUGUCAAGCUGUAUUAAAAGGCCAUGAAACGGAUGGUUUUAUUAUUAUGACUGCUUCAAGAGCUGCUAUUAAUGAAAAUAUUCAUACACCUGUAUGGAGAGAUAAUCAAUUAUUGAUAAAAACUUCUUGGUCAGCAGUAUUUUCAGGUAUGCAAUAUUUUGCUCCUGUUAUGAUGGGAAAAGAUAAGAAUAGUCUUAAUAAAAAACAAUUUAGUUGGUUAAGGAGAGAUGUUAUUGAGGAAAAACCAGGAAGUGAUCAAAAUAUAAAUGAUAAGAUAAAUGAUUAUAGUGGUACAGGGGAGGCUGUUGGUGGUGUUGUAUCUGAUGGUAGUACAGUUACUAAUAGUAAUGGUCUUCAAUUACAAAGAGUAGCUUCAAGAUGUUCAUGUCAAAUGUUAUUUGUCUCAUUUACAGAUCUUAUUAAUAUUGAAGAUAAUGCUAUCCUACCUAGUAUUCCACCACCACCAACACCUGAAGAAUUAAGUAAUCAACUAUUUUUAGGUGAUAAAAAAGAAAAUGUUGAUUGUUUUACAUUAAAACAUAAUAUGCUUGAAGUUUCUACUAAUUCUGAACAAUAUCAAAUGAUUCUUGAUAUAAUUAAUAAUCUUGUCUUAUUUGUCGAUCCAUUCAAAAAGAAAGCUGAAUCAAAAAGAAAACUUCUUUGGUUUAAAUAUUCCCAAAUGAAGUCAGAAGAGAUACGUCAAAAAAUUUCUGAACUUCAAGCAGAAUUACGUGAAGUUGUAACAUUAAUAAGAAGUUAUGAUAGACAAUUAUAUUAUUUAAUUAAAGAUUUUGAAAUAACAGAAAAUAAAAAAGAAUUAGAUGAAAUUGAAAAGAAGAUAAAAAACGAAAUUGAGGAAAAUAAAGAAAAACAAAUUAUGUUAAUUGAUGAGUUAGCUUUAACUAUUUCGUGUUUCAGAGAAAAAGAGGUUGAACAAAAAACAUUAGAUAAAAAAGAAAAUAAGAAAAAACUUCCAAUUGAUGAGGAUAAUGCUAUAACAAUUGCUAAACGAUUUGAAGUUUGUUUUGAAAGUUGUGUAUGGAAGUUAACUGAAACUGAUGGGCAAAUUAGUUUAACUGAGUUACAAAUAAGAAAUUUCUUAUAUACUAGAACAGUUAAAACUGAUAAUAGUGGAGAACAUCUACUAGAGAUAGGUGGUGUAAAAGUUUUAGAUUUACUUCCAAAUGCAAAAUUUAAAGAAACAUUAACAAGAAUUCGUAGAAAUGGGGAUGAUAAAGAUAAUGAAAGAAUUCCUAGUAUACGUGUAAUUUGUCGUGACAGACCAGCAGUUGGUGGCAUAGCCAUAAAAGAACAUUUUGAAGUUAACGUCAGCCCAAUGCAAGCCCAAAUAUCAAAUAAAUUUUAUAAACAAAUGAUGGGAUUUUUCUUUCCUGGUAAAAGUAUAGAAACAACAGAACAACAAACAAGUGAAUCAAGUGAAGUUAAUUUAUCAACUCAUAAAAAUUCUAUCGUAACACCUGUACCACCAGGAAAUAGAAGUUCAAUGUCAUUUGCUAACAAAUUUAAAGGAACAAUAAAUGGAAGUUUUAGAAGACAAAGUGUUGAUCCAAAUAAAGAUCAACAAACAAAUGAUAAAAUUGAUAAAAUGAAAGCGCGGGCAGACAAGAAUAAUAUGUUUGUUCAUAUCAAAAUAUCAGAAGUACCUUUUAUUGUAAGUUAUAAAGGAACAAAAGAAAAAAAUAUAUCAGAUAUUAAUAAAUAUCAUUUCUUAUUUCCAUUAUGUGAAUAUCAUGAUAAAAAUUGGACAUGGUUAGAUUUAGCUAUGGCUAUUAAAAAUAGAUGUAGAAUAAUGAUAUCAAAACAAUUUGUUAAACAGAAAUUUUUAAGAACAAAAAAUAUUGGUUUUUCUUUAGGUUCUCUUCCUAAUGAAUUAAAUGAAGAUGAAAAAAAACUAAUGGUACUUGGUAAUGCUACGGUUAGUGAAAAAGAAAAAAAAAAGAAAAAUUCAAGACAAAAUGCAGAUAUUAAUUUCCAAUAA
Molecule: messenger RNA, 6696 nt
Organism: Strongyloides ratti
Lineage: Eukaryota; Metazoa; Nematoda; Chromadorea; Rhabditida; Strongyloididae
Product: UPF0378 protein KIAA0100
Exons: 3
Coding region: 1-6696 (2231 amino acids)
Source: RefSeq, a predicted model, not a curated record